AUGGCGGAGCUAGCGCAGCAGCAGAGCAAGAGAAAGCGCGAACUGGACGCCGAUGAGGCGGAGGCAUCCAGCACAGAGGGAAAGGAGGCGGGCGUUGGGAAUGGUACCUCUGCCCCUGUCCGCUUACCUUUCUCCGGCUUUAGGGUGAAAAAAGUGCUGAGGGAGUCUGCGCGGGACAAAAUCAUUUUCCUGCACGGGAAGGUGAACGAGGCAUCUGGGGACGGGGAUGGGGAGGAUGCUGUCGUGAUCCUGGAGAAGAUGCCAUUCCAGGUGGACCAGGUGGCCCAGCUUCUGAAGGGCAGUCCUGAGCUCCAGCUGCAGUUCUCCAAUGAUAUCUACAGCACCUAUCACCUGUUCCCUCCAAGGCAACUCAGUGAAGUGAAGACAACCGUGGUUUACCCCGCCACAGAGAAGCACCUACAGAAGUAUCUGCGCCAGGACCUCCACCUGGUCCGAGAGACGGGCAGCGACUACAGGAGCGUCACCUUGCCCCACCUGGAGUCCCAGAGCUUGAGCAUCCAGUGGGUGUACAACAUUCUCGACAAGAAAGCUGAAGCUGACCGGAUUGUUUUUGAGAACCCGGAUCCAUCCGACGGCUUUGUCCUGAUCCCCGACCUCAAGUGGAACCAACAGCAGCUCGAUGACCUGUACCUGAUCGCCAUCUGCCAUCGCCGGGGCAUCAAGUCGCUUCGGGACCUCACCCCAGAGCACCUGCCGCUGCUCAGGAACAUUCUGCAGGAGGGGCAGGAGGCCAUCCUGCGGCGCUACCGGGUGGCGGCGGACCGCCUCCGCGUGUACCUGCACUACCUGCCCUCCUACUACCACCUGCACGUGCACUUCACCGCCCUGGGCUUCGAGGCCCCGGGCGCCGGCGUGGAGCGGGCCCACCUGCUGGCGGAGGUGAUCGACAACCUGGAGCAGGAUCCCGAGCACUACCGGCGUCGCACGCUCACCUUUGCGCUCCGGGCUGACGACCCCCUCCUGGCACUCCUGCAGGAGGCCCAGAGAAGCUGA
Molecule: messenger RNA, 1014 nt
Organism: Rangifer tarandus platyrhynchus (Svalbard reindeer)
Lineage: Eukaryota; Metazoa; Chordata; Mammalia; Artiodactyla; Cervidae
Source: the annotation of a GenBank genome assembly